Molecule: messenger RNA, 198 nt
Organism: Clunio marinus
Lineage: Eukaryota; Metazoa; Arthropoda; Insecta; Diptera; Chironomidae
Source: the annotation of a GenBank genome assembly
AUGAAAAGAACUCUAAGCAAAAAUAAAAUCUUUAAUUGCGAGAAGCACAUUUACUACUGUUGUUCGUUCGUUGAAAAAACAAUGAAGGGAUUAAGAUUAAGGUUAAGAUUAAGAUUAAACAAGAUUAAUAACGAUCGGCCUAUGAACACAAUUAAAAAUGAAUAUCUAGUGGAACUUGUUGAAAGAGCAUUGGAAUAG